Molecule: messenger RNA, 1359 nt
Organism: Alternaria atra
Lineage: Eukaryota; Fungi; Ascomycota; Dothideomycetes; Pleosporales; Pleosporaceae
Exons: 1
Coding region: 1-1359 (452 amino acids)
Source: RefSeq, a predicted model, not a curated record
AUGCCAAACCUGUUCUCCAUUCCAUCACUUACUUUAACACAUACGCAAGCACUACAAGUCCUUACUACGAUCGAACAUGAACUCUCGCGCGUCUUCUCCGACCUGUCCCGCUGCUCAGGUGGUCAUCCCCUCCGUCACGACUCCUUCUACGGCUCACAAUACCAGGCUACCGGCAUGGUUCCCUUACUCUUCCACGGCGACCGCAUGGUCGAGAAGACGCGCAUCCUCGCUCCAAUACUGAGUAGCAUAAAGAACAGAUUGGAAGUUCAGGUUAGACAUUACCAAGCAUGGAGGAUGUUGCUAGCGGAAGGCCUUGCCAAAGAGGAGUCGAUUCAUCUUGCCAUCGAUGAAAGUAGUCCUGUGAAUAAACCUGCGGUGUUGAGGUUGAUUGAAAGACUCGCAGCGUUCCAGGGCUUUGCACCGGUGAGCAUUCCGGAGUCGAGACAUUUCGAAUGUCAGUGUCGGACUUGUGCUGAGAGAGCACGUACGCACGAGAAGUGGGACCUUUUUGUGCAGCCGGGUUACUGGCUUGCAGCCUUAGUAUUAAGGUCGGGAAGCGAUGUUGAGGACGUUUUUGAGGCGCUGAAGGAGUGGGGUGGGUUUGGGGAUAGGGAUCCGUGGCAUGAGUGCUAUGUGCCCGAUGAGACUCUGAAUCAUGUCAGGUCGUAUGAGGAGAGGCUGAAUGAUGAGAAGGCUGCCGAAGAGCAGUACAAGUAUUGGUUUAGGGAAGGUAUGGAUGACCUUGAGGGGGGGAGCGUAGGUAGGCUCUUUGGUGAAGAAGAAGAAGAAGAAGAAGAAGAAGAAGCGGUCGAGUGUAUCGAUGUAAUGUCCCCUAACGGCUCCGACAAGAUCAAGCAUAUUGAAGAUUUCGCCGAACAUCGAUAUAUCGAGAUAGAAACCGGAGACGAGAUAUUCGCAAAUAUCGCCGACGGAACAACAGCACCUGAGCAGCUUGUUGAUCACAAAUUAACACUCUGCCCUACCUCAGCACGAACAGACCCCUGCCCAGAGCACUGUCUCUCUCGCCGCCGCCGCCUCCGCGAUAAUAUCCACAACCCAAAAUAUUCGUCCUGUACGUACCAUUGUCACAACUCACACGCCCAUUUUGAAUAUGAGCAGAGUGGCGAGCAGGUUGGGUUCUGGCUUCCACACGGGCUGCAAAGUAGUCGUGCGAGGGCGAAGUGGGCAGUGACGACUAUGAACCGGAUGGAGAGGAUUGAGAUGGCGUGGAAUAGUUUGUUUGGAGAUGAUGGGUUGGGUGACGGGCUUGUUGCAGAGGUCAACUUGUGUGUGGCGGAGUUUCUGAGGACAGAAGAUGGACACGACGUGGAGACAGGAAGAGAAGCGAACUUGAUGUGA